This is a messenger RNA of Podarcis raffonei (Aeolian wall lizard), 1265 nucleotides long. Its product is annotated as olfactory receptor 1361-like. Gene Ontology annotation, cellular component: membrane. The transcript has 2 exons. The coding region runs from base 78 to 1013 and encodes 311 amino acids. The record is from RefSeq and is a predicted model, not a curated record. Gene Ontology annotation, biological process: G protein-coupled receptor signaling pathway. NCBI's taxonomy places the organism in Eukaryota, Metazoa, Chordata, Lepidosauria, Squamata, Lacertidae. Gene Ontology annotation, molecular function: olfactory receptor activity; G protein-coupled receptor activity.
UAGAAUUGCAGUUGGAAAGGACCCCAAGAGUCAUCUAGUCCAACCCUCUGCAAUGCAGGAUAGAGUCUUCUAACAGGAUGGAGAUAGACAACAGGACCACUGUCUCUGAAUUCAUCCUCCUAGGCAUCACGAGCCAGCAAGACUGGAACAUGUUGUUCUUCACUACCUUCUUGAUUAUAUACAUCAUCACAGUGCUGGGAAAUCUGACUAUUGUACUGGCCAUAAGGUUGGAUAGCCACCUCCUCCAUACUCCCAUGUACUUCUUCCUCAGCAACCUCUCCUUUGUGGACAUCUGCUUCACAACAACCAUCGUGCCCAAGAUGUUGGCCAAUACAGUCUCAGGAGUGAGGAAGAUCUCCUCUGGUGGGUGCCUGGCACAGAUGUACUUCUUCAUUGCUUUUGGCAUCAGUGACAGCUUUCUCUUGGCAUCCAUGGCACUGGACCGCUAUGUGGCCAUCUGCCGGCCUCUGCAUUAUGCCACAGUGAUGAGCAACAGGACCUGCCUACUAAUGGUGGCUGCCUCCUGGCUGACCUCUCACCUCCAUGCUCUCCUGCACACCCUUCUAACAUCCCACCUCUCUUUCUGUGCCUCCAAUCAAGUGCCUCACUUCUUUUGUGAUGUCUUCCCAUUGCUCAAGAUCUCUUGCUCAAACACCUAUCUGAACACUCUGAUAGUGCACACAGAAGGAGCUCUGAUUGUUAAUGGAGCUCUAGCAUUCAUUGUCCUGUCAUAUACACGCAUCCUGAUGGCUGUGUUGAGGGUUCCAUCUAAGGAGGGAAAGUGGAAGGCUUUCUCUACCUGUGGGUCCCACCUGGCUGUGGUGACCCUAUUUUAUGGCACUGUCAUCUGGGUCUACUUCCAGCCCUCAUCCAGCUUCUCAGCUGAGAAGGAUACACUGGCUGCCAUCAUGUACACUGUGGUUACACCCAUGCUGAACCCCUUCAUCUACACUCUGAGAAAUGACAAGAUGAAGGAAGCCCUGAGGAAGCUUUUUGGAAGCAAAGUCAACUAAACUCCUAAAGGAUGGCUAUAAGAAAACAGCCAUCAGUCUGAAGGCGUCCCCUCUUUGAAGCCCUGUCUUCCUUAAGUCUGCCUUGAAGACAAAGACUGAGAAAAGAGCACAGAGGUAUUGAAGCUGUCCUUCAGCAAUGAGAACCUGAACAACGGAUUGGGAAGGCACGCAGUUCAUUUGUCAACAUUUGCCCCACUUGGGUGAGGUGCAUUGUACUUCUGUUUAAAUUAUGGUAAUCUUUUCUAAAUUUGC